AUGUCCCCGAUUUGGGGUUCACCACGAAAUGACGAAGCGGAGAGGGCGGAAGAAGCUCCUAGAGACGAGAGAGAAGGCAGCCAGCGGGGCCCAAAGACUCGAGAUAAUCGGGAUCAGGAAAGGGAACCUGAUGAACGGACGCGCCUGUUGCCUCAAGGAGGUGCAUAUUUGAGUCCAGAUGAUCCGGCUGUCUCCCCCUAUAAUCUGUGGGGUGUUCGCGCUCUCCGGUCGUUAACUAUUCUAUUCCUUUUGAUAACCCUUGUCUGGUGGGUGCUAUUACUGGUUUCUAUCUUUGUUAGCCCCCCGAUGAUGAAUAGCCGUGGUUCUGGCUUCACCGAUUUCUCCUACACGACAUUGACCCUCAGCAAUCUUCUUAUUGCAUUGAUUUUCUUUUCCGUUCCUUCACUGCCAAUGACAAUAUGGGGCGCGUCGAUGUCAGUGUUCCUGGCAGUAAAUUUGUUCAUCAUCCUCGGAGUCCCACGCCUCCGGGUUGAAGAGGGAUGGAUUGGCAUUGCGUCUGUAGCAUGGGCGACACUUAUAUCCCUUUAUCUGGUUGCUCAGACGCGAUCUGUUGCUUGGGGUAAGCGCGAGGAAGAAGAGCGGCUGACUGGACGAGAAGAAACCCGCAGACCGCUUCGGGAAUGGGUGGCUGUGCUCGUUCAAACGAUCAUCAUGGCCAUCACCGUCCUUAUUGCUAUUUUGCUCAUGGCGACGUUAAUUCUUCGCGCAAGAGAUGCUAGCCUGCCUCCGCCAGGAAAGAAAUACUAUGUCGACAACGACAAGUAUCAAGUCCAUCUCGCGUGUGUAGGCGAGACCCAUUCCGACAGGUCUAGCUCAAGGAACCGUACGACUCCAACCGUCCUCGUCGAAGGCGGUGGGGACCCUGUUGAGUACAGCUUUCUAAAGUGGGUUGAUGCCGCUUACGACCAUGGGUCUAUCUCGCGGUAUUGCUACUGGGAUCGUCCAGGGAUCGCAUGGUCCGAGAACAGUCCCUCUCCUCAUUCUGCGGGGAUGUCAGCCGAUGCCCUCUCUGAAGCCCUUGCUCUUGCGGACGAGGAAGGGCCCUGGGUUCUGGUUUCCACCGGAGUUGGCGGCAUAUAUAGUCGUAUAUUUGCUAGUCGUCAUACCCGCGAUAUCGAUGGGAUCAUGCUCGUGGAGGCCAUGCAUGAAGAUUUCCUUGGGGAACUGGGAAAGCCUGGUAGGGGAUUCAAGCUCUGGUUACGAGGAAUCCUCUCUCCGCUAGGCCUGGAUCGAUUAGCAGGAGCUAUAUUCAAGGGCCGUACGCGAGAAGACCGAAUAUGUGGAAGCCGAUCAUACCAGGGCGGGAAAUUCAUCAAAGCAAAAUUGCAAGAAAGUUUAGUCGCACAGUCAAUGACAAAGAGCGAAAUAUCGAGUGCGAGAAACAUUCAGUCACCCUCUACUCCGCUGGUAGUUGUCAGCUCGGGGAGAGAGAUGAGAAGAAGUAGGGAGUGGGAGGAAAAACAGGAAGACUUGACCAAAAUCACCCGGAAGCUUAUUGCGUGGGAUAUCGUGAAACGUGCACCCCAUGAAGUCUGGGAAACCGUUGAGGGACAAAAGACAUUGGAGAAAAGACUGAAGGAGUUGGUUCGGGGUGAAGAUGAAGAUUGA
Molecule: messenger RNA, 1629 nt
Organism: Uncinocarpus reesii 1704
Lineage: Eukaryota; Fungi; Ascomycota; Eurotiomycetes; Onygenales; Onygenaceae
Exons: 2
Coding region: 1-1629 (542 amino acids)
Source: RefSeq, a predicted model, not a curated record